CUAGUUUGAGCCACUGUUUGGGGGCAGCCUUACCUGGCUAAGCACAGACCUUGGGAGUUUUUCCUGCUUUGCAAAAUGAUGACUAUCUCUUUGAUUUGGGGAAUUGCUGUGGUAGUGUGCUGCUGCAUAUGGGUUAUCUUUGGCAUAAGGAGAAGGAAAGUAGGGGAACCUCCACUGGAAAAUGGGCUGAUUCCAUACCUGGGCUGUGCUCUGAAAUUUGGGUCCAAUCCUCUUGAGUUCCUGAGAGCCAAUCAAAGGAAGCAUGGUCAUGUCUUUACCUGCAAACUAAUGGGAAAAUAUGUCCACUUCAUCACAAACUCCUUGUCAUACCAUAAGGUGUUAUGUCAUGGAAAAUAUUUUGACUGGAAAAAAUUUCAUUACACUACUUCUGCAAAGGCAUUUGGACACAGAAGCAUUGACCCAAAUGAUGGAAAUACCACGGAAAACAUAAACAACACUUUUACAAAAACCCUUCAGGGAGAAGCUUUGCAUUCACUCUCUGAAGCCAUGAUGCAAAACCUCCAUUCUGUCAUGAGGCGGCCUGGCCUUCCUAAAUCAAAGAGUGCUGCCUGGGUCACCGAAGGAAUGUAUGCCUUCUGCUACCGAGUGAUGUUUGAAGCCGGAUAUCUAACUCUGUUUGGCAGAGAUCCUUCAAAGCCAGACACACAAAGAGCGCUUAUUCUAAACAACCUUGACAACUUCAAGCAGUUUGAUCAAGUCUUUCCAGCGCUAGCGGCAGGCCUUCCUAUUCACUUGUUCAAGACGGCACAUAAGGCCCGGGAAAAGCUGGCUGAGAGUUUGAAGCAUGAGAACCUCUCUGUGAGGGACCAGGUCUCUGAACUGAUCCGUCUGCGCAUGUUUCUCAACGACACUCUCUCUACCUUUGACGACAUGGAGAAGGCCAAGACACACCUCGUUAUCCUCUGGGCAUCUCAAGCAAACACCAUUCCUGCAACUUUCUGGAGCUUAUUUCAAAUGAUCAGGAAUCCUGAAGCAUUGAAAGCAGCCUCUGAAGAAGUGACUGGAGCGUUACAGAGUGCUGGCCAAAAGCCCAGCCCUGAAGGGAAUGCCAUUUAUUUGGAUCAAAUGCAACUGAAUGACCUGCCAGUACUAGAUAGCAUCAUCAAGGAGGCUCUGAGGCUUUCCAGUGCAUCCUUGAAUAUCCGGACUGCUAAGGAGGAUUUCACUCUACAUCUUGAGGAUGGUUCCUAUAACAUCCGAAAAGACGACAUCAUAGCUCUUUAUCCACAGUUAAUGCAUUUGGAUCCUGAAAUCUACCCAGACCCUCUGACUUUUAAAUAUGAUCGGUACCUUGAUGAGAAGAGGAAGACAAAGACCUCCUUCUACAUCAAUGGGAACAAACUGAAGUAUUUCUACAUGCCAUUUGGAUCAGGAGCUACAAUAUGUCCAGGAAGACUAUUUGCUGUCCAAGAAAUCAAGCAAUUUUUGAUUCUGAUGCUUUCAUACUUUGAACUGGAACUUGUGGAGAGCCAAGUCAAGUGUCCCCCUCUAGACCAGUCCAGAGCAGGCUUGGGAAUUUUGCCACCAUUAAAUGAUAUUGAGUUUAAAUAUAAACUGAAACAUCUGUGACAUGCAGUUGGAAGAAGAGGGCACUGGUUGAUGUUGCUGGACUUCAGAGAGCCAUCACUGAACAGGCCCUUGGGACACGUGCUCAUGGAUGCUUCCCAGUGACUGACUGUGCCCAUGAAAAGAACUAUUCCCAGGGUACCACUUUCUGCUCUCACUGCCUGAGUUCCUGGGUGCUCAGAUCGCUGAGGUCUGAGUUUCACCACUCUCAGAAAGCAAUGUCUUAUGUUUUUAUUUUCAAAAUGAAGAUAUUCCAAUUGGCAGAAUUUUUUUCCUAAGGAAAUUGCUUUAUACUUUUAUGAAAACUACUGAUUAAUUAUGAAAAGGCUUCAAAUUCACGUUUUAGUGAUAAUACUUUUUUCACUAGUUAAGUUCUUCAUGUGUGAGCAUAUAUUAUAAAAACAUUUUAAAGGGUCAUAUCAUGCUUUACAUCAAGGAAAAGUAAAAUAUUAUUCAACUUUAUAUAUGUCUAGUGCUGAGAGCUUUGAAAAUGAUGGUACUCUUCUGGAAACACUACACGAAGUAUUGACACUUUCCUGUUAUAUUUUAAUUUAUUGUUACUGGAAAUUCUCAUUCCAGUUUUCAUCUACCUUAUCUCUGUUCUUUUUUGACAUUCACAUCAAUGAGAAGAGUGCUUUUCAGAGACUGAAAAGCACCUCCCCAGAACCCCACUUCAAGGCUUUAAUCCCAGCACUUACACUCGGGAGGCAGAGGCAGGCAGAUCUCUGUGAGUUUGAGGCCAGUCUGGUCUACAGAGCGAGAUCCAGGCAAGGCAGGGCUACAGAAUGAGACCUUGUCUCAAAAAAAAAGGUCAAUUUUUAUGUCAUAAUUGAUUAUGAAUCAAUGCAAAAGAAGAAAUUUAAAAACAGAACUCUUAAGGAAAUGACCAUUUAAAAUGGUCUAUUUUAGCUAUUUAGCUAAAAUACGAAGUAUGUGGAGUUCACUAAGUGCAAGUUGACAUUAUAUGUCCUUUUAAAAUGUCUUGUGUUUAUCUCUAAAUGCCUUGUAGACGAAGAAUAAUAAUAGUGUUUAAAUACUGACUACAAUAAUACUUUGGUAAUGUACUUUAAGCGAGUUACCAGCUGUGCCAUUUUUACUGAAAUACAUACAUAUAUUUAUAUGUAAAUUAUAUUUAUCUUUUUUCUUGUAAUAUGAAUAUAUGACAAUAUUGUAACAUCUAGUAAUUUUAAAACUACCUACCUUUCGAAAAUGAACAUAUGAAUGUUUGUGUUUUAAACUUUGAAAUAGAAUGUUUAAAUUAUUCAUUACUGAUAAGUUAAAAUACUUUCAUCUGAUUUAUCUAAAAUAUUCAUAAUUUCAAGAAACUAAAAAAUAUUUAAAGUAAUCAUUCACUCAAAAGUCUCCCUAAUAUUACAGAAAAUUCAAUAAAAUAUUUUUGCAUGGAGGGAUGGAGCCAGGGCCAGGGUCUAAUGGGUGCUCCCGCAGUGAGCUGUAUCUAUGACUCCUUAAACUUCUAAAAUCUUACCACUAAGUAUUACCAUGGAGUUACUACCUAAAUAGGAUAUUUUUCUUUUCUUUCUCAUUUGACAGAGUCCAACAGCAAUGCAGCUGGCCGGAACUCUCCACAAAGCUUGGGCAGGCUUCAAAUUCGCUCUACUCCUGCCUUUCCCUUUCUAGGAAGUUACUUUACACACAAAGAAAAUAAAUUGUUCAUAUAAGGCAGAAGAGUAAGAAAAUUCUGCUAGAUUCUAAUAUGUAUUAAACUGAAUUUCCAAUGUGUCUUUUUAAACAAGUUUUAUGACUCUCUGAAUUGAAUGCAUCUACACACCUUCCCAUGGCUUUCUAAAAGCAUAUUUUUCAUACACAAAAUGAUGGGUGUCACAAUGAUGCCUUGUUUCCACGUCUUUAUUCUUGUGCAAUGAUAGUUGGAAAUUAGUAGCCCAUAGACCAAAGUUCCUGUUUUUGUGCAGCUUAAGUGUUAAGAAUGGUUUUUACAUUUUAAAUGCUUAGAACAGAAUGCAAAAGAUUAUUUUGUGUCAUAUGUGAAGUAUAUGAAAUGCACACUGGCACACCCAUGAAUAAAUUUUUAUUGGAAUACCAUA
This is a messenger RNA of Peromyscus maniculatus bairdii (prairie deer mouse), 3650 nucleotides long. It is a transcript of the gene Cyp7a1, whose product is annotated as cytochrome P450 family 7 subfamily A member 1. The record is from RefSeq and is a predicted model, not a curated record. Gene Ontology annotation, cellular component: intracellular membrane-bounded organelle. Gene Ontology annotation, molecular function: heme binding; cholesterol 7-alpha-monooxygenase activity; iron ion binding. NCBI's taxonomy places the organism in Eukaryota, Metazoa, Chordata, Mammalia, Rodentia, Cricetidae. Gene Ontology annotation, biological process: cholesterol homeostasis; cellular response to glucose stimulus; cholesterol catabolic process.